Molecule: messenger RNA, 1196 nt
Organism: Contarinia nasturtii (swede midge)
Lineage: Eukaryota; Metazoa; Arthropoda; Insecta; Diptera; Cecidomyiidae
Exons: 4
Coding region: 670-1038 (122 amino acids)
Source: RefSeq, a predicted model, not a curated record
UCGCACUGAAACAAUCAAUCGAUUGACAUCGGGCCAAUACCAAGAUAUGAUAAAUUCAUCGCGACGGAACAAAUGGCGCAAAAAGUUGACAACUGAAAUCGAUGAAAAGAUGCGUCUACAUCGUGAGUCAUUUGAUGAGCAGCCUGGUCCACGAGCCGAAGACCAUAAAUCAUAUGCUGAUCAUAUUUUGCGUCAUUUUGAAGAAAAGUUCACAGCAUACACACAGUAUGAAUACGCUUUGCAAGCAUUUCUCCAGUACAUUGACACGAAUAGAGCACUUGAUGCAUAUGCAACCAAGCUCAUCGAUGGUAAGCAAACGUUCAUAUUUGUCGGUGAUCGUUUCAUUGCGAUAGAUUCACCAGCCCGAGGAUAUAUUCGAUCGAAGGUGCGAGAUUUGUUCGAGAAGUUGAAACGUCGCCGUAAAUGUACAGUGGUCGAGGUGGACGAAUUUCGGACGACCAAAUUAUGUUCGUUGUGCUUCCGUGAACUUGAAACCCGACAAAAAUUGGCAAAGUAAAGGAGAAAUAUCGCUAUCUCACAUGCCAUGGAUGCGAACCAUUGUGUGGAGAAAAUGUGCUUGGAAAAGCCCAAGGUCCGAUUGAAUCACGAAAAAGCAAUCGCAAAUUGACGCAGCAACGAAAACAUCGUCCCCGUACUGAUGGUCCACGUAUGGCAUCAAAAUUUCGUAAAUAUAAAGAGAAAACUCGAAUUGGGCGUACUAUCACCUGGAAUCGUGAUGCAAAUGCAGGUCGUAACAUUCUCUACAAAGGAUGGUGUGCUGUUAUGAAUAUAGAGCUACAUCCAGCAUUUCAACGGCAUGUUGAAAAAAAAAGAAGAAAAUGCAGGAGGAGGAGAUCCGACGCCAGCACCACCAGCACGAGCUCGACAAUCAAGACGAGCAGCAUCCAAUCAAAAUCAACAAACAACACAACGAACAUUGCGUUCUCAUCUGGAUCAAGCGCGGAGCUCUCGGCCGUAAGCCCUGGGUUUUGUGCGGGAUUUCAACGUGGUCCUACAAUUCGCUACAAUUAUGUAUAAAAUCCACAAAACCAUAUAAUACUCAAACAAAUGCACACUUACCAGUUACAGACGGGAAGAAAAUGCCUAUCAAAAUCGUAAAUGUUGUUGUGAUAUCCGCAUAAAUUUGAUUGUAAUUUUGUGAUAGACGUUCAUAAUCUUCGGGAUCACUUCCGUAC